Molecule: messenger RNA, 1811 nt
Organism: Cadophora gregata
Lineage: Eukaryota; Fungi; Ascomycota; Leotiomycetes; Helotiales; Ploettnerulaceae
Exons: 2
Coding region: 360-1811 (483 amino acids)
Biological process (GO): proteolysis
Molecular function (GO): aspartic-type endopeptidase activity
Source: RefSeq, a predicted model, not a curated record
AUAAUCCUCUCAUGGAAUUCUGCUCCCUAUCUUUAAUUUGAUUUUAUCGUUUUUUCCUUGCACAGAAAAUCCCUGAACGAUUUUGUCUGUGUUGUCAGUCUUUACGUCUGCCAGCCAAGCCUUUCGUUACGCCUUUCAACGAUACCCUUCGCCCAAACGAAAUUGUCAUUUUGCUUGUCAGUUAGCUGCCGUUUGCCAUCUAUAGAUCUUCCAAUUUUCGGCUUUCACAGCCGACACUAGACCUUCUAGUGUACCCUUGACCGCGUCAUCUGGAUCUUGGGAACCAAUAUAGUCGUGGAAGGCCCGUUACCAGGAGGAAGGGCGACAUCUUCAAGGACAACUGUUUGAAAUAGAGAAUCAUGAAGGGCCUCACGACGUUGGCCAUCUCGGCGACUUUAUUAUCAACAUGCACCGAAGCACUUCAGUUACAGAGGAGGACCGAUGGACCAGCAAGAGUUGUAGGGUUUCAGAUCGAGAGGAACACGAUACGGAAUCCUGUGAAGAGAGACAGAUUACGGAGGAGAGCAGAGACUGUUCAAGCAACGCUGGAUAAUGAGGAAACGUUGUAUUUUGCAAAUGCGACAUUAGGGACACCAGCACAAAGCUUUCGGUUACAUCUCGACACAGGUAGCAGCGAUCUAUGGGUGAAUACAGCAUCAUCGACGUGGUGUAGAACGAAAGGAAGCCCAUGUGCAUUUGCAGGAACAUAUUCGGCCAACUCGUCCUCGACAUACUCGUAUGUUGCGAGCGACUUUAACAUUUCGUACGUGGAUGGAUCGGGGGCGGCGGGAGACUAUGUGACGGACACAUUCUCAAUUGGGACAUCAAGUUUGAGAAAGCUCCAGUUCGGUGUUGGGUAUGUCAGUUCGUCGAGUGAAGGAAUUCUAGGAAUCGGUUACGAGGUCAAUGAAGUGCAGGUUGGAAGAGCUGGAAAAGCGCCCUACAGGAACUUGCCCUCGCAGAUGGUGGAGGAUGGUCUCAUUCAAUCGAAUGCGUAUAGCUUGUGGUUGAAUGAUCUGGACGCGAACACUGGCAGCAUUUUGUUUGGCGGAGUCGACACCGGGAAAUACUUGGGUACACUGGAAACCCUUCCAAUCCAGGCCGAAGGAGGGUUUUUUGCCGAAUUUCUCAUCACGCUCACGGCCGUGAGUUUUGGCAACAUUGUGAUUGCCAAAAAUCAAGCACAGGCUGUCCUCCUGGAUUCGGGUAGCUCGCUCACCUACCUCCCAGAUGCCAUGACCGAGGCAAUCUAUGAGCAAGUGGAUGCUCAGUACGAUGCUUCCCAAGGCGCUGCUUAUGUCCCAUGUUCGCUUGCUGACAAUGCCACCACACUCAACUUCACCUUCUCCGGCCCAAUGAUAUCCGUUCCUAUGGAUGAACUCGUCAUUGUCGUCACGUCAGCUAGUGGUCGACAACUCACCUUCUCAGAUGGAACCCCAGCAUGCCUCUUUGGUAUCGCUCCAGCCGGAUCCAGCACCUCAGUAAUGGGCGACACGUUCAUCCGAUCCGCUUACUUGGUAUAUGACCUUGCCAACAACGAGAUCUCGAUGGCCCAAACGAACUUCAACUCAACAACCACUAACGUGGUUGAGAUAACAACAGGAGCAACCUCUGUUCCCGGUGCCACAGAUGUAUCUGAUCCAGUCGAUGCCGAAGUUGGGGUGGAUACUGGAGUCAUGGCUGGUGGAACGGCCUCGGUUGGCCUUGGGGGAACCGCAACUUCGAAAGCAUGGGCGCAACGAACAGCAGCGCCCAUGAACAUAGGUGCCAUGGCUGCCGUUGGAGCAGGCAUAUUGUACGCGGCGAUGUGA